AUGUUGAAGAUCCCUGGUCUAGUCCAGUGCACUCUGCAUGCCACGGGCCAGUUGGCUGUAGGGUUGCAUGUAUUUGAGGUGCUGCUGCAGGACCACCCCACUGUAGACGUCAACAUGACGGGAUAUAAAUGGAAUUAUACCAGAAAGGCCCUGAACGAGUCCUAUGCCAUCCAGCCAACUCUGUCCAACUGUCUCCCUGGCUACAUAGAGAAUGCCAAGAUCCAGCCAGCUCUAUCCAACUGUCUCCCUGGCUACAUACGACCACAGUUCUUGACUCCAACACCUUCACAUGGGGAUGUCCAUCAUGCCGCUGUGGGUCACCUGUACCAACUCGAAGCCCGAGUAAAAACCGCUCAUGCCAAGACAUUUGACUUCCAGGUCAGCGGCCCUUCCAACAUGACCAAGAAGAUCAGGGAUGAGGGCUCUGGUGUCACGAGGCUCUUCCUGGGCUGGAUCCCGCAGGAAAGACACCUGAGACAAAACAUUCCCAUCUGUUUCACUGCCGAGACAAACGAGAGCCAGUCAGAGAUGAGAUGUGUGGUUGUGGUGGUGGCCAAAGCCCUCGCACUUACAGGUGAGGCGAAUGUUUCGUGCACAGAGAAUAGGAUCAGCAUCGCCGUGAGCAAGGCCUAUCUGCCUGGGGUGGACAUGAAGUGGCUGCGGCUAGCCGACUCAUCCUGCUCCCUAACCUCCAACCAAACACACAUCAUGGGCACCAUGUCACUCAAAACCUGUGGCACAAAGAUGGAGGAUGCAGGUGACUUCAUGGUGUUCAAAAACGAAAUAAACUCCUUCGACGCGGUCAACGCGACCAUCACGCGACGUAACCGGAUCAACAUCGGCUUCUCCUGCCGGUAUCCCAAGACCGUCAGCAUUUCCAACUAUUACCAGAUCCACAGCUCCAACUACAUGUUCACUGAGUCCAACUUUGGGAGCUUCGGCUACACCUUUGAGGUCUUCAAGGACAGUAAGUUCACCCAGAAGGUGGAUCCCAGUGCUUACCCAGUGAAGGUGAAGCUAAUGGACAGGCUGUACAUGGGCAUCCAGGCCCAGGCCGAUCUGCCCAAGGUACAGCUGUUGGUGGAGUCUUGCAAAGCCACUCCGGAUGACAGCGCCAGCAGCAGUCUCUUCUAUGACCUCAUCAAAGACGGGUGUCUAAAGGACGAGACAGUCAAGGUUUAUCCCGGGAACCGAACCCAAUUCUACUUUGAGGUCCAGGCCUUCAAAUUCACUGGGAGCUACGACCAGGUGUUCCUCACCUGUACCGUCAUCCUGUGUGAGGUAGGAAAUCCCAACUCUCGGUGUGACCAGGGCUGCCUGAACAAAGCCUCGCGGAGGCGCAGGCGAGAUCUCCCCAACGGAGAGACAGACAGGCACUACAUUACCCAGGGUCCUUUCCGUGUGGUCAGAGAGACCCAGCCCAGUGCAGACCAGAAGACAGGUGCAGGUGAAAAGACCCGUGCAGGUCCUGUUGAAGAUGUGGAAGCUACAUAUUUUCUCAGAUCGGACAUGGGAACCAUAGUCUUCGCCGGGCUGUUCAUCAUGACCUUGAUUCUGCUGACAGUGGUCGUGGUCUAUUUUUUGAAGAAGAGCAGAGCUGAAGAACACGAGGCUCUCAUUACAUAUGAUUAGAGAAAUGUAACUGGAUUUGUGUCUGACCAGGGUCACUUCUGGUUUACCAAAAGUAAAGCACACCUUUCUUUUAGUUUAACUUUUUAAACAACAAAUGAACACUAGUUUACAUACUGAAUACGGUAACAUUAACUACACAAAUGAACACUAGUUUACAUACUGAAUACGGUAACAUUAACUACACAAAUGAACACUAGUUUACAUACUGAAUACUGUAAC
Molecule: messenger RNA, 1851 nt
Organism: Oncorhynchus gorbuscha (pink salmon)
Lineage: Eukaryota; Metazoa; Chordata; Actinopteri; Salmoniformes; Salmonidae
Product: ZP domain-containing protein-like
Exons: 11
Coding region: 1-1632 (543 amino acids)
Source: RefSeq, a predicted model, not a curated record